Molecule: messenger RNA, 228 nt
Organism: Phytophthora nicotianae INRA-310
Lineage: Eukaryota; Oomycota; Peronosporomycetes; Peronosporales; Peronosporaceae
Exons: 1
Coding region: 1-228 (75 amino acids)
Source: RefSeq, a predicted model, not a curated record
AUGAAGAUGGUUCCGAAGCAUUCCGUGGAGAACGGUCCAUUAAUGCGGAUGGUGUAUCUACAAGCUAGGAUUGGUCCGGCACGGAUGUUUACCGCUCCUAUGGUAUAUUGUGAAUGCCCUGUAAAUUCGGACCAUCCUACACUACUGGCAUUCGGAUGUGUUGUCGUGCCUUUUGGGUUUAACGAAGCCGCUGAAGAAAGUGAGGAGUCAUGUGUAUUGGCCGGAUGA